Messenger RNA from Chroicocephalus ridibundus (black-headed gull), 6646 nucleotides. RefSeq names its product secreted frizzled-related protein 5-like. The record is from RefSeq and is a predicted model, not a curated record. The coding region runs from base 2075 to 2998 and encodes 307 amino acids. The transcript has 4 exons. Gene Ontology annotation, molecular function: Wnt-protein binding. Lineage: Eukaryota; Metazoa; Chordata; Aves; Charadriiformes; Laridae. Gene Ontology annotation, biological process: non-canonical Wnt signaling pathway; canonical Wnt signaling pathway.
AAAAAAAAAAAAAAGAGGUGGGGGGGAAUUUAGACUCUACCUAAGUUUGGUACAUUCAAACACAUCCACCUUUCUAAAAGAAGAGCUCUCAAAGAGCACACACCACACACCUGAGCUGCUGGAAGCGGGUAUUUUUACAGCAGCAGUUCCUAAAUGUUUGGAUCCAGGGGUCAAGCCUUUAAACUCUCUCGCAGAUACCACAAUGGACAAAGGAGUGAACAAACACAUGCAUAUCACCAUAUAUUAUCACUUCAAAGGUGACAUGUGGAUCACAGUCUGGGAACUGCUGCUUUACAGGAAGGGAGGCCAAAACCUUUACGGUGGGCAGCAGUGAUGGCCAGGGUUUCAGGCUUCCUUGCUGUCACGUGGAGAGGACAGCACUUUGAACAAAAGCAACGCCUUUCAGGAGAACGUGGCACAGUGCUCUCCUGUGAAACUCAAACAGUGAGGAGGCAACUUCCAAGCUUAUUCCCACUCAUUCCCUUUAUCCCCCACUAAAACGGUCUUCAAAUGCAAUAUUAAAGGGGAAGACACUGCACAUGGUGGAUGCCACGCUCCACACCCAGGUAGCAUCCCGGUAUCACCCGCUUUCCUUUGCAGCAAUCAGGAAACACCAGGAUCGCAAGCAAAUUUAAAUGCAGAGAAAUCCACCGACAGCUAUGAGGCGAUGAGAUUUCUAACUGCUUGGUGCACUGGGCACACACUUGCAAAGUGCUGGCGAGGUCCUGCUCCACAGCACAGUUACACUGUGGCCCAGCAGGUUGAGAAGAUUCUUCUGGUAGACGUCUGUCACUGCUACGGUGACCUUGUUACCAGCUGCUGAGACUUUUUGAAGAGGGAAAGAAAAAACCACCAAAGCAGGACAGGUUUAAGUGCUCUUGGGCCAAAGGUCCUGCUCUCCAAAUCGCAGCCCCCUAGAGCUCCUGCAGGUAUGUGCCAAGGACACAUUACAUCUCCACUACAGCAGCAAUCCUCAAAGCCAGCGGGGGGAAAAAAAAAUUGUUAAUUACUUCCAUGACCUUAAAUCAACCCCAUCAGCUCAAACUGUCAAUAAGCAGUUGGCUUCUUGCUAAGUACAGACCAGAACUAGCGCUGGAGAGAAUGAGAUGUUCCUGGGAAGCCCCAGACACACAAUGCAGCCGGCUGCAUCCGUAACACCCUCCAAGGAAACAAUUUCCGCCACAGGCAGCGCAGGGUCCUUGUGCCAGAGGACGCUGCAGAGCCGGAGCUUCCGCUGGCUGGUUUGAACCUCAUGGCACAGCACCAGGUCCGAAUGAACCGUACGCUCUGGCAAGCAACGCCCCCAGUAUUUCCAGUUCCCCAAACUGGGCUACAAUAAUGAUGGCUUCUGGAAUCUUAAUUACAUGCUGGAGGAAGGACAAUCCCACUCUUCAGCGGUAGUAACGGGAUUUCGUAAUGAAGUAAAAAUUCUGUUAACCGGAAAGCACGCUCUGUCACGCAGGUUGCAAGGUGAGGGGGUUUCCAGCUAAGCGCUGCCAAUCCCAUCUGCAAACAGCCUGGCUCCACAGCUGCAAAUUAGUUCCUCUCUACCCUCAGCUCUCUGAAACGGUUAACUUCUGGCUGUGAGACCAUCCUAUCUCUCUGCCCGCUCAACAAUAGAUCCAGCUAAACAAAUGCCUCCUAAUUGACUUUGAGCAACACUUGAUUGCUUUUACAAAAAACAAAAGAGAGGAAAACAUUGGGGUUUAUGAAAUAAUGACUAAUCCUGGAGCAAGAGAAAGGGGAUGGGUUGGAGCACUGGUGUCAAACAGAGAUUCAAUCUCGGCUGAAAGAGCCCCAAGACACAUGGGCCAAGUCAUUCAUCCCUCCCCAACUGCCCUCAUUUCCACACCUGCUGAUCUAAGCCAAACCCCUGCUAAAAUCCAAACAAUCAGGGCCGCUGGCAAACGAAAAUUGGAGCAUUGUCUUCCCCAUGAGGGCUCUGAAAGGGCCGCGCUUAAUGAGGAUGGAUUGACAGAGAGGUGGCUCUUAGGCUAUAAAAGGCAUCCUGCAGUCGGGAGCAGCUCAGUCCAGGGUGCGCUGCCCAUUCGUCCACUCCCAGCUUGCUCCGAGCAUGGUCACAGCCCACCGCAGGCAAGCCUCGAGAUCGGGUGGCCCAUGGCUACUGGGUCUCCUGGCACGUCUGCUGCUCUGGGGCUCUCCAGGAGCCUGGGCAAGCUACCUGAGGAGAUCCUCCAGCUGCACGCCCAUUCCACUCCGCAUGGCCUUGUGCUAUGACAUCGGCUACUCCGAGAUGAGGAUUCCUAACCUGCUGGAGCACGAGACCAUGACAGAAGUGAUCCAGCAGUCUUCCAGCUGGCUGCCCUUGCUGGCCAGGGAGUGCCACCCAGACGCAAGGAUUUUCCUCUGCUCCCUCUUUGCACCAAUCUGCUUGGACAGGCUCAUCUACCCCUGCCGCAGCCUCUGCGAAGCCGUCAAGAGAAGCUGCGCACCCGUCAUGGCUUGUUACGGCUACCCCUGGCCCGAAAUCCUCAACUGCAACAAGUUCCCUGCGGAUCAUGAACUGUGCAUCGCAGCAGUCUCCAUGGAUGAAAAUUCAUCGAGCAGGAGAACAGUACCCCGAGCCAGCUGCAAGGAUUGUGAGCUUGAGGAGGCCAGCACUGCCAGGGAGAUCCUUGAAAACCUCUGCGCCAAUGAUUUUGCAGUGAAAAUCCGAAUCCUGAGGAAGAACACAACCACCACCAUCUCGGACUUCGACCUGGACCCCUCCAGAGUGGAGGUCCUGAAGCACGGCCCGCUCCUCAGAACCGAAAUCCCCGCCAGGCUCCAGCAGUGGCUGGACAUAGAUGCUACGUGUGUCCACAACAUCAUGAGAGGCACUCACGCAGGGGUCUUUGUUGUAAGCGGUGAAGUACAGAGUGACAAAGUGGUGGUGAACAAGGCCUAUGCCUGGCAGAAGAAGAACAGGAACCUGCACCAGGCGGUGCGGAGGUGGAAACAUCACCGCUGCCCUGAACAGGCUGGCCGGAAGGUCUGAAAAAUCUCAAUUCCAACAAUAAGAAACUGCUCCCUUCCCUAUGGCUAGAAAACUCCUUUCCCUGGCAGUCGGUGUUUUGGAGAUGUACAAACAAUAUUUUUAGGUGAUUCAAAGCAGUCAUAGUCCACAGAUAGGACCUCAUUACAGACCCCUGUUCUACUGAGACAGAGCUUAAGGAUGCAGAUUUAACAUAUUCCUCUUGCAAGGCUCUGCAGAUCCAGGACUUGCAAUGGACAGCUUCGUGUCACAUCCAACGUCACAACAAAACUGAACUGAACUCCGCAGGCGUCCGCAGGCGAGCACAAUCUGGAAGAGACCUGUCAUAACAGUUCCUUCUAGUUCUCUUCAUCACAGCUGAUAGCCAUUUCAGCUUCAUUAUUUGUCCCUGAGACAUUGAUGCUGCCCAAGUGCCUGCUUGCUUUCUGUCCAGAGGGAUUACAUGAAAGCCUCCCUGACUGCUAACUGAUGCUUUUUUAUGUAAUGGAGCAAAUACUUUACUUUUAAACAGUCCAAGGUAAAUUAAGGGGGAGAGGAACCCACGCAAGCAAUGCCCGGCCCCUUAAAAAAAAGGAGUGCUAAACUCUGCUCUUGAGCAGUCACUCAGGCUGUCCCUUCAGCUUGCUGCGCUAAGACUUGAUGAGCAUCCUCACACACAAAAGGAAACGGCUGUUCUGCAGCAGGAAAGGCACAAAGACAGCUGAGGGCUUCUGCAUAACAGGGAAAACCAUUUUUUAACAUCAGAAAUUCAAUUUGGAUCAGAAGAUUCUGAUAACUGGGGAACUACCAAAGACAGCACAAAAGCCUUGAGAAAGAGCAGAGCAGGAGUGGGACGUCAGCCGGUUAAACCUCUGCUUUGGUGUGCAACAGCAGCUUUGCUUGGGACUCAGAGGUGAGCCCCGACCACAGCAGAGCAGGAGAUACUUGCCAUUCUGAUACGGGGGGGAGGAAGAAACAUGAUGCAUCUGUCUGGCCUUCCCCCUGCACGCAAGGAAGAGAGAAAAGGUGGCAAAACUCAGUCUCACCAAAUUCUCUGCAGCUCACUCUCUCACCCAAGGAAGCAGGGACUGUAAUUCCCUCUGGGGUAAACACAGCUAUAGUUCUACCCUCCAGACGACAGAGCAGAAACCAGCAAAUCCCCAAAUGAGAAAACAAGUCUGAUUUAUACUACCUAACAAAGCACUGUCAGUGGAUAGUUUUCUAUGGUGGAUUCAACUUGGGAUUCAAAUAAGGGAGAAAACAGCUUUUGGAUGAAACGCACUCAGCCUUGUUCAUGACGCCUGCAGUCUUGGUUGUGGAGACAGCCACCCGGUUUGAUGGAGACACAUUGCCUCCCUGUGCUCGUAAAGCACACCAACAACCCAUGAUGAGAUCUCUUCAGAUUCAGCGUGGGCUCAGACAACCACUCAGACGCUUACACUGAAAUUCAGCUGCGCCCUGACAUUUGUGCAGUGAUUACUUCUAUUCCCUGAGGCUCAGAAGAAAAACACAGUGAGAUUUCCUAUUUUUAUUCCUCCCCGCCGCCUUGUCUUGCAAACUGCCGCCCAAUCCACAGAAUCCGCUGCCAGGUGGUCCCUGCAAUGGCAGUAUCUUCUGAACAGACUGCGUUUGGAAAACACAACAGAACACAUAAAAGCUCUGAAGGUUGAAAAGGCUUUGUCUGAUACUUGUUUUCCAUUAAUAGGAUUAUUUGAUUACUAGUGUUUCCUAACUAAAAAGUGCACAGAUGGUCUGACUUACAAGCUUUAGAAAUGAUGUCUCGUAGCCAGAGGGGGGAAAAAAAUAGGGCAGGGACUUUUUCAGAGCUCCACGGAAUACACUUGGGUCCAAUGCGGAUGACUUACCCACAUUUAAAAAACAAACCGCAAGUUCCCCUAUGGUGCCCAGUGCCAUGCUCCAAAGCACUGAGCUCACAUUAAAUCAUUAACGAGCCGUCUGCUGCUGGAGUCCCACUACAGCCUGUUCUGCUGAAAGCAAAGAUCAGAGACCAACCACUUAUUUCCUUAAAUUGGCUCUCACAUACCGCAACACUUUGUCUUCAGUAAAAUCCCCAGAAAUUCAAGAGUCCUUCUUUGCUAGCAACUUCUGGGUUUGUAACACAACCCAGUUCAAUACACACUUCCACUAAUUUAAACACCAGAGAUGCAAUAAAUCAGGUUUUUAAAACCAGUUUAGAUUGUUACUGUUUGCACAGAUAGAGAAGUCUCUGGAAGUCUUUUAAAGUCAGAGCGGGCUCCUGGCAGGUUCAUCCGGGAGAUAAGAGCUGUCUUGCAACUUGCAGUUUCUAAAUUAAGGGACUCCCUAUCAGAGGACAAAGGAGAAGAGACUCGGGUGGCAUCUCAAAUGAUGAAUGUCCGGCGCUGCCCAUGAUACCGUCCUCAGGGAGCAAAGCUUCCCUCAGAAACCAUGGAGGUACCAGAGUGAUAAGCUGAAAGUUGUGGGAUUAGUGCUGCUGGGACAAACCUGCCUUUUCUCAACUUCGGCACCCUCCUUGCAGGCCUGUCACUUAAGCAGCACCAGCAGGGCAGAGAAAGUGGAAACAGGAGUUUUUCCCAAGUGAAAAGCAGAGCAAUUGCCCCAGACCGUGGUUCUGGUAAUGAUGCCAGCUUUGCGAAUGCUGUGGGAUAUCAGUUCCAGGUUAGUGUGUCUGUUUACUGAAUGUCAGACAGAAAUCCACUUAGAAAUUUGCAAACCAUGAGUACCACCUAUGUAGAAAUGAAAGAAGAACUUUGUAUAUUUCUUCCAGAUACUUUUUUGCAUUAAAGGAGUUUAAUAAGAAACCUAUCUGAUUUAUGGGCAGACUUUCAGUAUGUAUAGUCUACUUGGAAUCAGAAAAAAACCCCUCUUAUAUUAUUGAGAAAGCAUCUAAGGAAGGCUCUCAAUGCUAGCUUUUCAGAGACAACAGGUCUUCUGACCUUGCAGUAGUAGGAAUUUUGUAAUUAUCUGUUCCAAAAAAUUAAUUUUUGUAUUCUCAGUGGAUUUCCAUAACACAGAGUUCAAUUAAUGAGACUUUACCAGCCUGAGCAAAAACCACAGAACGGUAAAGAAGGUUUUAAAAUAUCUGAAAGACGGAUGUCAUGGGGUUGUGUAGCAGAGCAGCCAGAAAUAAAGAUAAAUCUAGAACAGGACGCAGAAUGGUGGAAGACACUAAGUCUAUCAGUUCUGUUACUUAUUUCCUCAGCACUGAAACAUCGACGCUAAAUUGCUUUAUCAUCAUUUAUUACCAAAAGUUUGGGCAUCUCUUGUCCCUUCCUAAUACUGAGCAGCUUCUCCGAGGUCCUCUUCAGUGAUCUUCUGUCUAUUCAUGGUAUUUUAAAGAGAAUCUGAAAAACCUGGAAAGGUUAAUCUUCCAAAUCCUUCUAAACAGGCCACCCAGAACAUGUAACCUCUGUGGAUACUGUAUCGAAACACCUUAAACAAAAUCACCCGCUUUUUCAAGGGAGGCCCAAGGUAAAGCGGCACAGGGAGGAAAAGUCAGCACGGGAAAAGUCAUUCUCCCCCGAUGGGGCGUGAGAGCGGCGGGUGUGAGACAGACACCCCGAUACCCGCUGUCAGACGGUGCCCCCCCGCCGUUAGGGCAGCGCGAGCGGCGGAAACCUCCGGGCACCCACGGGCCAGCCGUGGGGGAGGCCCCGACAGGAGGCCGGGGAG